This is a messenger RNA of Cloeon dipterum, 2377 nucleotides long. RefSeq names its product zinc finger protein 611-like. Lineage: Eukaryota; Metazoa; Arthropoda; Insecta; Ephemeroptera; Baetidae. Bases 36 to 1094 code for a protein of 352 amino acids. Gene Ontology annotation, cellular component: nucleoplasm. The transcript has 3 exons. Gene Ontology annotation, molecular function: DNA-binding transcription repressor activity, RNA polymerase II-specific; RNA polymerase II cis-regulatory region sequence-specific DNA binding. The record is from RefSeq and is a predicted model, not a curated record. Gene Ontology annotation, biological process: regulation of transcription by RNA polymerase II.
GGUCGCGUCGCACUUUAAAUUCGUUUGGGAUAAAAAUGCCGAUUGAAGGGACGCUAUGCUGCAUGUGCCGUCUGCCGACAGCUGGCACAGCAAUCCAGAUCGCCCAAACGGACCAGGCUAAAUUAAACAAGUGGUGUCUCAAGACCUGCAAGCACGAUUUAGCCGAAAUAAUUGGUCCUGUGGCGGAUACCGAUCUAAUUUGCUACUAUUGCAUGUGGCAGGCAGAGGCUACUCACAAGCGAGCGAAAGCUGGAGACGAUCAGAAAUGGUGGCCGAAAAAUCUGAAGUUGGACCCUGCAGAAAAGGAGUUGCGGAAAAAAUAUUUCGCCCGUAAAAUGAGUCAAUGUUGGGUGCAGCUGGAGAAAAUCAGAGUGUCGCAAAUCGAGGUCGAUGACGACAGCGACGACGAUGAAUGCGACACAAAACUAGUUUUAAAAAUGAUGCGCAACUCCAACGAGAUCUUUUGCGGAUACCAUUGUGGAGCUUACAUCUGCCACAUUGUUUGCCAAACUCACGACGAAAGAGAUGAACACCGAGCCAAAACGCACGGUGAAAUUCUACCAAAGGUGUACAAUUGCACUAUUUGCGUCGCGAGAAUCGAGGGAUUGUCCGGCUAUCGAUUUCAUGUGCGUCGAUCCCAUAAGGAAUACAAAGUGAAAUGCACAAAGUGCAUUUCCUAUUUCCAAACCAAAAAUGAGAUGCAAGCCCACAUGAAAUUGCACAACCAAACAUUGCGGUGCGCCCACUGUGAUUUCCGCACGAGGUGGAAAUCCGUGCUGCGAUCCCACAUCAUCGAAAAGCACUUCCCCGAUCCCAAAGAAUGCAACAAAUGCGGGAAAUUUUUCUCGUCGAUCGCUGAUCUCGGAAAGCACAUCAGGAAAUCGUACGUAUACAAAAAGUGCAACUCCUGCAAAAACCUCGUCUUGAGUAAAAGGCUCGAACUGCACAAAAAGAAAACAAAAUGCCCGGUAUGUCUUGUGAUUUUUGGUUGUGAAUUUCUGUACUGGUCGCACUUGCCAAAGUGCAAAAAAAAGAUUGCUGAAACUACUGUGAAACGUAAAAGAGGGAGGCCUCGAAAGAAUACGGUCGUGUGAAGAUCCUGAAUGAUCGCAGGAUCUGGACCAAUGAAAGUGCCUUAAAUUUUGUGCCUUAUGAAUAGAAACAGAAAAGUUUUGAACGCGAAUCUCAAAGAUUUAAAAUUAGUUAAUGGUGCUCAUGUUCCUAUACAUUUCGAUCUGGAUGAUCCCAUUUUGGAGACUGACAACAUGAAUAAAAUAGGUUUAAUUUUCAAAGUCAUUUUUACAGCGACUCAAACGGAAAUGCUCCCAAGACAAACGCAAUUCUGUACCAACAAUCAUGUAUUUUUAUGUACAGAAAAUUAAUAUAAGCAUAGAUAUGUCGAAUUUAAUUGAUAAGUUUGUCCCUUUCCUUUUGACUAAUUCUCAGUCUAUAUAUAUAGUUUAUUAUUUUCCAGCGGGGGCCAGAUUCGUGUGACGCGCAGAGAUGGCGUCCGGUGGAGGUAUGGCGCGAAAAAACAAUCACGUGAAAAUGCGCGAAAUUGUGACGUAUAAUUUGCAUUUCUUGUACUAAUUGUGUCCUUUGAAUAUCAAAAACAAACUCUUGACACUCGUACGGGAAUCCAAAGAGAUCUUUUUGUUUCCCACGUUCAGACGCCAUCUUGGAUCUGCGCAGUGCGAACCAAUUUUAUCGCACACCUGGCACCCGCUGUUGCUUUGAGCAUAAUUACAUGACAUUAUUGACUUAGUUUAUUUAGAAAACUAUAUAUGUAAGGCAUUUUUAAAAUUAGUUUAAUUUCCUAAUGAUUAAAUUAGUCAAUUAGAAAUGUGUGUUUUUAUGUACAAUAUUUUUUGUCAACCGAGGCUGCGAGAAGACUUCCAUCUACAAAUAUUUUGCCUGUUUAUCCAUAACUUUUUUAUUAGUUUUAAGUGCAGGAACUGUCGCAAGUGAUCCAAACCAAGUACAUAUAUAUUUCGGUGUGCUACUAUUUGACCAAUAAUUUAAGUUUAAGGCUGAUAUUCAACAUGUUUCUUGAAAUUAUUUGUGAACUUAAUUAUUUACAGUUGUGAGAAGGAUAAAUGUAUUUUUCUCUUGCUCAUACUCGUAUUAAAUUUGAAUUAUGGCAUAACCGCAUUGAUUAUGUAUGUAAUUUGCACACUAAUGUCCUAAAAUAAUUGUGGUUCCCUGUGUGUAGCAGAAUAAGCACCGGCCGUUACUUCUCCGAAGUUGGCUGGACUUUAGUGUUUUCCAAAAUAAAUAUUUUCUUAAAAAAAAAUAAAGACCGUAUUUGAUUAAGUUUCUGAGUCCACCAAUCGAUUCCUGAGGGUCGUAUUAGGAAAAAAGGAUAUUUUUCCCGUCC